AUGCUAAAGUCCACUAUACCCAACCUUCAAUCUCUAAAGCGACCAGCAACUACAGGACGCGUCCGUCGCUUCGGGCCUUCGUCAAUAUCGAAGGCAGCGCCGCCAGAGAGAGCGGCUCUUUUACCUGCUGCACCUACAACAAAUGUUGCUCCUCCUGCUGAGUCAGUCUAUGUCGGUCUCACUGCUUCGUUGCAUCGACCUCACGAGCCGACACGUAACCGGCUAGUCGCUUUAAACCCCACAGUCUUUCAUCAUCCCAUCCGCCGUGAUAUUCUUCAUCUUUGCGUCAAUCACUAUCGCGACUCUUUACGACAAGGCUCAGCUAACACCAAGACUCGCGGGGAAGUUCGGGGUUCAGGCAGGAAGAUCAGACCCCAAAAAGGUUCUGGUAGGGCACGUCUUGGUGAUGCUCAAAGUCCAAUGUUAAGAGGCGGAGGUGUGGCGUUCGGUCCCAAACCCCGCGAUUUCAGCACAAAGCUGCCAAGGAAGGUCAUUCAAAUGGGUAUGCGUGUUGCAUUGAGUUCCAAAAUGCUGGAGCAUAAUCUCGGGGUGAUGAAGACCAUGGACUGGCCUAGUGGAAAAACAAAACAUUUGUCACACAAGAUAGAUUCUUUGGGCCUUAAGAACACCCUUUUCAUCACCGGGGAGGAGGAAGUGCCGAUCAUGCUUCAGAGAGCGAUCCGAAAUAUACCGCUUACAGGAUUAACUACUAGCAAAGACGUUAACGUUUAUGAGAUGCUGAAAUGGUCUCGCGUAAUGCUUGAUGCAAAAGCUGUAGAGUUCUUCGAGCGGACAUUAGGCAAAACGCAUUCCAUUGUUGAUGUAGUUUCAUCUGGAUCUCUGUAG
Lentinula edodes (shiitake mushroom) is the source of this 846-nucleotide messenger RNA. Its product is annotated as ribosomal protein L4 domain-containing protein. The record is from RefSeq and is a predicted model, not a curated record. The transcript is spliced from 3 exons. Gene Ontology annotation, molecular function: structural constituent of ribosome. The coding region runs from base 1 to 846 and encodes 281 amino acids. Gene Ontology annotation, cellular component: ribosome. Gene Ontology annotation, biological process: translation. NCBI's taxonomy places the organism in Eukaryota, Fungi, Basidiomycota, Agaricomycetes, Agaricales, Omphalotaceae.